Saprolegnia diclina VS20 is the source of this 1548-nucleotide messenger RNA. RefSeq lists its product as hypothetical. The record is from RefSeq and is a predicted model, not a curated record. Lineage: Eukaryota; Oomycota; Saprolegniomycetes; Saprolegniales; Saprolegniaceae. Bases 1 to 1548 code for a protein of 515 amino acids. The transcript is spliced from 5 exons.
AUGCCGGGGGCAGCCAGCGAUCUUCUUCGCCCGCCGCCUCGCCUUGUUUCGUACGAGCCGCCAAAACGCCGCGUGUUGCGCCACACAAAGACGUCCGUCUCGCCGUUCCAAGUCGAGUCGAUCGCCGAGCAUCGUCGCCUCAAUCUCGGCUCGCACACGUCGUCCCAGCCGUCGUUGAACCCCGGACUUCAGUACCUCAAAUCCAUCCUGUAUAAAGACCCGUCAAUUGCUGGCAGCGACGUCCUCCGCGACCACUUUCAUGCGCUCGAGAAGCGCGACGAGGCAGAGGCGCUGGAGCACGCGCGGCAGCGAGAGGCCACCGCGCGUCAAAUGAUGAUGGCCGCGGAUGCCGAGAGCGCGGCGUACAAUGUGUUUGAAACCAAGCGGCUUGCGGACGUGCUCGCUGCCUACUUGACGGCGCAGAACGAGUCGUAUUUGCAGCAGGUGCAGGUCCGGCGCGAGUACCUCUACCGUGACUUCCAGGCGUGGCACGACCGGUCCCGCGUCUGCGACUGGACAUGUGAGCACUGCGGCGCGCACAACGUACGACUCUUGCAUCGCUGUGAACACUGCAACGAAGGACACCGCGAAGUGCAAGAGACCUCGCUUGGGCUAUGGGAGCUCGACCGCGCGGGGGCGACUUCUGCGUUUGGUGCCGGGCAGUACCGCAUCGACCGCGUCCAAAGCAACAGUCUCGGUCGCGAUCCAUUUCAAUUCGUGGUCUCUGAAGUGCCGCCCCGCAAGUGGUGGCAAGUGCCCGUGCUUCGGCGGUCGCCAAAAGAUCGGACCGGGCUUCGUAUUGUGCUAGGGCAAGCGGAAGUGAUCGGGACGGUCGACGCCGCCGGCCUUGUGAUUGAAUGGAGCGACGGCAUGCGCUGGCGCCGAGUCCAUGCCAACAAUUCCACAGCGCAGCGACGUGGCAUCGGUGGCCGUCCGCAAGUGUCGACGGAACGUCGCCGUCAACCGACCGCGGCGCGAGAGACACCGCGUGCGAUCGCCAAACAGCUCGAGCGCAUCGAUGGACACACGUCACUGGACGCGGUGCUGACAGCAAUGCGACAAAACAACAGCGCCGAAGUGCAAACGACGGGGUCGUUGGCCAUUUGCAAAGCGAUGCUCUCGGGACAAGACUACGCGGCGGUCGAGACUGAGAUCUUCUAUCGUGUUUCAAGUGCGCUCUCGAUCCAUCGGUCCGUGGUCACAGCCGUCUACGCCGCAACGAGUGUCCUCGUCACGUAUCUCGCGAUGUCGGCCGAGGCGAUGGUUCCGUGCGAUCUCUUGCGCUGCAUCCCGCUACUCAUCUGCGUUGCGUGCGACCACACGGCCAAGUCCGUCGUGCGGCGAGCGAUCGAGUUGCUCGAUAUCGUCGUCGAGCGAGGACAUGGUGGCUUUGUGCAUGCCUGCACGCGCCACGUCGCGAGCUACCGCGGGCAUGCUUGUCCUCUCUCCAUCGAGCUACGCAUCUACCUCGAUUCGAUGCAGAUGCACACGCUGCCUGAUGCGUCGCUCGUGGCCGCGCUCGGCUGCGUGGCACUUGGUCUGUUGUGA